Messenger RNA from Gasterosteus aculeatus aculeatus (three-spined stickleback), 5076 nucleotides. It is a transcript of the gene mkln1, whose product is annotated as muskelin 1, intracellular mediator containing kelch motifs. The record is from RefSeq and is a predicted model, not a curated record. NCBI's taxonomy places the organism in Eukaryota, Metazoa, Chordata, Actinopteri, Perciformes, Gasterosteidae. Gene Ontology annotation, cellular component: cytoplasm. Gene Ontology annotation, molecular function: protein binding.
CCGCUUCUUCCCCGCUGGCCUCCCGCUACUUGUUAUUUUGUGCAACAAGAUGGCUGUCGUUCCUGAUAGCGGAGUCCUCACUUUCAGCAUUUUUAAAUGGAGCUCUUACUCCUCUACAUAUUUACCCGAGAAUAUCUUGGUGGACAAACCCAAUGAUCAAUCUUCCAGGUGGUCUUCUGAAAGCAACUACCCCCCACAGUUUCUAAUCUUGAAAUUGGAAAGGCCGGCAAUUGUUCAGAGCAUCACCUUUGGAAAGUAUGAGAAGACUCACGUAUGCAACCUCAAGAAGUUUAAAGUGUUUGGUGGGAUGAGUGAAGAAAACAUGACAGAGCUUUUGUCCAGUGGCCUUAAGAAUGACUACAACAAGGAAACGUUUACCUUAAAGCACAAGAUUGAUGAGCAGAUGUUUCCCUGCAGAUUUGUCAAAAUAGUGCCUCUGAUGUCUUGGGGUCCUAGUUUUAAUUUCAGCAUCUGGUAUAUUGAGCUGCACGGUAUCGAAGAUCCCGAUGUGGUGCAGCCCUGCCUCAACUGGUACAGCAAGUACAGAGAACAGGAAGCCAUCCGCCUUUGCCUCAAGCACUUCCGACAACAUAACUACACAGAGGCCUUUGAGUCGUUGCAAAAGAAGACCCGGAUAGCGCUGGAGCACCCGAUGCUCACCCACCUGCACGACCAGCUGGUGCUGCAAGGAGACUUCGACGUAUGCGAGGAGCUCAUAGACAAAGCUGUGAGAGACGGUUUAUUUAACCAGUAUAUCAGCCAGCAGGAGUAUAAGCCCCGGUGGAGUCAGAUCAUCCCUAAAUGCAACAAAGGCACAAGCGCCCAAGAAGUCAACCGAGACGACAUAAACAGUGACGGGGACGACAACAGGCCUGGAAUGAGGGGAGGUCAUCAAAUGGUGAUUGACGUCCAGACCGAAACCGUUUACCUGUUUGGGGGCUGGGACGGCACGCAGGACCUGGCUGACUUCUGGGCUUACAGUGUUCAGGAGAACCAGUGGUCCUGCAUCUCCAGAGACACAGAGAAAGAGAGCGGUCCCAGUGCCCGCUCCUGCCACAAGAUGUGCAUUGACUCUCAGCGGCGUCAGAUCUACACUCUGGGCCGGUACCUGGACUCCAGCGUCAGGAACAGCAAGUCCCUGAAGAGCGACUUCUACCGCUACGACAUCGACGCCAACACCUGGACGCUACUCAGCGAGGACACAUCCGCUGACGGGGGACCAAAGCUGGUGUUUGACCACCAGAUGUGCAUGGACUCGGAGAAGCACAUGAUCUACACGUUUGGGGGUCGCAUCCUGACGUGUAACGGCAGCGUGGAGGACAGUCGGACAUCAGAGCCUCAGUUCAGCGGCCUGUACGCCUACCACUGUCACGCUGGAACGUGGAGCCUCCUACGGGAAGACUCGUGCAAUGCCGGGCCAGAGGACGUCCAGUCCCGGAUUGGCCACUGCAUGCUCUUCCACACCAGAAACCGCUGCUUGUAUGUGUUUGGAGGUCAGAGGUCAAAGACAUACCUCAAUGAUUUUUUCAGCUACGAUGUGGACGGAGACCACGUAGAGAUCAUAUCUGAUGGCACCAAAAAGGACUCGGGCAUGGUGCCGAUGACGGGCUUCACUCAGAGAGCCACCAUCGACCCUGAGCUCAACGAGAUCCACGUGCUGUCGGGCCUCAGCAAAGACAAGGACAAGCGCGAGGAGAACGUCCGAAACUCCUUCUGGAUCUACGACAUCGCCCGCAACAACUGGUCGUGCGUGUACAAGAACGACCAAACAGUGAAAGAAAACCCAGGCAAGGCUCUGCAGGAGGAGGAGCCGUGUCCUCGCUUUGCACACCAGCUGGUUUACGAUGAGAUGCACAAGGUGCAUUACUUGUUUGGGGGAAACCCGGGGAAGUCAUGUUCUCCCAAGAUGCGCCUGGACGACUUCUGGUCCCUUAAACUGUGUCGGCCCUCCAAGGAGUACCUGCUGCGCCACUGCAAAUACCUCAUCAGGAAAUACAGGUUCGAAGAGAAGGCCCAGUCAGAGCCACUGAGCGCACUCAAAUACCUGCAGAACGACCUGUCACUGACGGUGGACCACGCUGACCCCGAAGAGACCAAAGAGUUCCAGCUGCUGCCCUCUGCUCUCUUCAAGUCCAGCUCUGACUUCAUCCCUCUGGGGUUCUCCGACGUGGACCAGACGUACGCUCAGCGGACGCAGCUCUUUGACACACUUGUCAACUUCUUCCCAGACAGCAUGACUCCACCCAAAGGAAACCUGGUUGACCUCAUCACGCUUUAGCCCCUCACCUUUGUCUGACCCCCCCACCCAUCCAUUGGCGCCCGGUAGGGAUGGAGCAGACAGUUAGAGAGUUAUUUUUCUACUCCUCAACUCAUCUGAUUACGCUGACAUCUGGAACUCCAUCAACAGACUUUCUGCUGCUGCGUCGGACACAACUAAUCACACACACACAGACGCGUUCACAGCAUGGUGGUAUUGGGAUGUGAGGGGGAACUCUUUUCCCUUUUCCCAAGGAAUCUAUUUGUUUUCUUGCUGAUGAUGGAAGUUUCUGCAAACCUCUUUAAACAUGACUUGUGUUUUUUUUCAUCUUCACUUGGAUUUAUUUUUCUGUGGAAAAAUGACAUGCACACAUUUGUUUCCGACCUCCUUUUUUUCGGCUUUAGAUUUGUGUUUGUAUCCAUGCAAUGCCCCCCCACACCCCCCCACAGGCCUCCCUCCCUCCACGUGUAAAACAUGUGACAUUGUUCUGGCAAAUUGUUGCGAAAGUUCAGUUUAAAAAUGGUGCUGUUCUUUUGUUAAUAUUUAAUUAUCGCCUGCUAAAUCCUAAUGUACACUUUCAUUUUGGUUGGAUUGCUUCUUUGCAACUUGUUCAGCUGUAUUCAUGAUGGUGGAGGCCAAAACAAUUGAAUAGUGUUGUAGUAACAAUAGAGGAACUAUUCUAUGAGAUGAAGCUUAAUAUAUAUCUAAAUAUACCUUUAUAUAUUGGUUUGGGUUGUAAAAGUGGCUUUUUCCCCCCAAUAGUUAAUCAACUUAAUUCUAAAUGGUGUACAGAAUAUGUAAAUAUACAUACAGGGAUUGUUUUUGUUAUUGAAGUUUUUGUUUUCGCGGGGGGGUUGAACCAAUUCCGUGGUGGGUCAUGUUCUUCCUUUUUUGCUCUUAAUUUAAGAGUCCAACCUUCUGGCUUUAAUUGCUCAUUAUAUUUAUAAGAGAGAGUGAAUGGAGUGCUGGUACCAGUAUUCCACAUGACGGUUAGAGAGGCGGCUGCUUGUGUGUUAGUGUCUUGACACAAUGUUCCUUCAGUGUGAUGAAAUAAUGAUGAUUAGUGAGGUUUUCCUUCUUCAAGGGGUGAGUGGGCCUCAGAUCUUCCAGCCGCGUUACAAGGAUAGUUUUGAUGUUUUGAAGUGUGCUUAUAGUACGAUUCCUACAGUAGAUUGAUUUGGCGAAACAAACAUCCGUUAUAUCAAUACUCUUUUCAAGCCAUUGACAGACACGUUUUCAUUAUCGUCAAAGGAGUCUUCAGUAAUCCAACCGCUUCAGUAAUCCACUAUGGAGAAGCACCUUAUACAAACCCCCUUUUAAACACCCGCACUGUCCCUUUAAGCAGAGACAUUCCAACGCGAUCAUUGUUCACACAUUGUGUCAGAUGUCGGUUGUAGCAUCACUGACAAAGAAAAAGUCCAAACGAAAAAGAAAAAAGGUGUGCUUUCCCGUUUGUAACAGCUUUUAUUAUUUAUGGAAGAGCGGGUGGAAAGAGGGGGGAUGUUUUGAGUUUCCAAGCUGAAGUCUGUUACUGCUGGAGGUGGGGUGUGUUUUGUUAAAAGAAAAUUUACAAAUCCAUUGAGCACUACAGGUAAGAUAAAAUAUUUAGAUUUUGGGCUCAACUGUCUCUUUAACUGUGGUUCUUUGCUGUUCGCUGCUUUUGCUUUCAGUUUAUUUUGGUGCUGCCAGCCUCUAAUUAGCCAAUCCCAAGUCUUUUUUUUUAUUUUUAUAAAUGACUUAAAAGUAGAAAAGUGGACUAAAACCAUGGAAGGCAGAGGAAGCUGUCGAGGCUUUAGCGCCAAAAUGACUGCUGACCAUUUUCCAAAGAUAGCUGGGAUUGACACCACUCAGGUCUGCACACUGAAUGUGAGGCCACCGCUAGCUGUGCUACACCAACGUGUUCAUGAUGUGGAUAUUGUUACAUCUGGACCAACCCAGGCUAGCUAUUUCCGCUCUCGAUGCUAAGCUAAGCUAGCUCUGUUUGGUGUUGAUCUUCCAGCCUGGUCCUCAGCAAGAACGCACAUUUUUCAACACUACCCGAACUACUACUUUAUAAUUACUGUUAGCAAAAAGAGAACCUGUGUGUGUUCCACGAGCUUGGAAUGGAAUGUGUUGAUGAUCUUGUGUUGGAUGCACUUCAUGAGUGAAUCCAAGAGGCCUCAUCUGCACGCUUGAUGUGUCCUGCUUUUGAAUACAGGAGGCGUUUAUUUACACCGUGCGUCGGUUUCCUGUGGUUUUUGGUUGCUCUGCAGAUGCACUCUCGGCAUUUCUCGAUCCCGCCGGAGUGUUUUCCCACCGGACUUGAGAAGUUAUUUUCUGACAUUAAAGUCAUCAGUGGAGGAAAGUAGAACCGAGGUAGAGGAGCUGCUUGAGUAUCACUUUACGUCACGGAAGAGAAGGAAAGUCUAAACAACAAUCCCUGUUUUUGAUGAAAUAUUAUUUGAUUUUUUUUUUUCGAAAAAUCACCAUGCUUGCCGAAGUCUUUGUUUCUCAUUUUGUGCCAGAAGGAAACAGUGUUUAAAAAGACUAAUUGAAAGCACCUUUUGUUAAAAAAAAAAAGUAAAAACACAAUGCCAAAUACUACUUUUGUUUUUUGCUAUUUUACUGAUGUGUGAUCGAUGGAUUGUUAUUUUGAUUAUUUCUUUUCUUGUUUUGUUUCCAUCUUGCCCUUCUGUUGACUCGUGCGUGGGAAGUUUUAAGGCCGGUACUCUCAGAUCAGUGAGCGGUAUUGUGGAUGCAGAGAAUGUGUAGAAAGGCCUGUAGUAUUGUAUGUAAUGUAUAUAAGGAAUAAAGAUUGUAUUUUGUUCAGGUUUUCCUAA